Molecule: messenger RNA, 633 nt
Organism: Aspergillus aculeatus ATCC 16872
Lineage: Eukaryota; Fungi; Ascomycota; Eurotiomycetes; Eurotiales; Aspergillaceae
Product: mitochondrial 54S ribosomal protein uL23m
Exons: 3
Coding region: 1-633 (210 amino acids)
Biological process (GO): mitochondrial translation
Cellular component (GO): ribosome; mitochondrial large ribosomal subunit
Molecular function (GO): structural constituent of ribosome
Source: RefSeq, a predicted model, not a curated record
AUGGUCCGCAAACUCACGCAACUCGCCAAAAAAGUGCCCACCCGGCCGGAAGGCUGGGUCGGUCCCGGCGCUCCUCUGGAGGCGCGCAAGCAGGUCUUUCUACCGGACUUCACCAUCGCCCUCAUCCGCACCCCCUUCCUCCCGCCCCGCUACGCCUCCUUCUACGUGCCGCUCAACCUCAACAAGCUCGACAUGCGCGACUACCUGCAGCGCGCCUACGGGGUCGGCGUGCUGGCCGUGCGCAGCUUCGUCGAGCAGCAGAAGGUCACCCGCAUGAAGUCCAAGGGCCGGUUCGGGUACGGCCCGCUGCGCCGUCCGCAGAGCAAGAAGCGGAUGACCGUUGAGAUGAAGGAGCCGUUUGUGUGGCCCGAGGCGCCCAAGGAGAUGGAUAAGUGGGAGAAAGACCAAUACUACAAGGCCGCCAAGUGGCAGCAGGAGAUGCAGGACGCCCAGAAGCCCGAGGCCGGCAUGUUGGCCCCCAAGAAGGAGCGCGAGUCGUACGCCGCCGAGGCCGAGAAGAUCCUCAGCGGCGAGAAGCCCUGGCGGCCUACUUGGCAGGCCCUGGGGUUGAAUUACGAUCGUGCGGUGGGCGGGAAGGCGGCUACCAGUCCUAAGGAUGGGUCGAGGUCGUGA